This is a messenger RNA of Anolis carolinensis (green anole), 1891 nucleotides long. Its product is annotated as neuroblast differentiation-associated protein AHNAK. NCBI's taxonomy places the organism in Eukaryota, Metazoa, Chordata, Lepidosauria, Squamata, Anolidae. The record is from RefSeq and is a predicted model, not a curated record. Bases 391 to 834 code for a protein of 147 amino acids. The transcript is spliced from 5 exons.
GCCUGGCAUUCCUCUACAAAAUAGAGGCUUGCCUCACUCACUGUUACCCAGGUUUCAUUCCAGGCCUAAUAGCAUUUAUACCCUGCCCUUCUCACCCCGAAGGGGACUCAAAUCGGUUUACAGAACACACAUACGGCAAACAUUCAAUGCCAAUUAUAUAAUUUACAAGAACAGACAACACAAACAGAGGUCCCAUCGGAGGUGAGCAGCCCUGGCCUCAAACUCAGUGGCCAGAACGACAACAGCAAGGAAGAAGAUCCAGAGGUGAAAGUGUGGAAGAACCGAUACCAUGAGGAGAAGCUGAAAGCGAUCCAGCCGGGUUUGGCGCUGAUCCAGAAGGCCAGGGAGUGCGAGGAGAAAGUGGAGGCACUGAGGUGGAAGUUUAAGAGGAUGGAGACCACCAUAGAGAGCCUGGCCCAGAAGUUGGAGGAGCUCUGCAAGGCCGGAGAGGAGAAGGAAGAGCGGGUGAAGAUGCUAUUGAAGGAAACGGAAAAGCUCUCCAUAGAAAUCUUGAAGCGCCAGAGCGAUUGCACCUACCUCCGGCUGCAAAACGAGAGCCGAGGUGACUUUGGGGCCCGGCCGGAUGGCGAUGUCCAGGUGCCCAGCGCUGAUGCCGAACUCAGCGUCGAUAUCUCCGCUCCAUCCCUCUCCGUCCCAGAAGUGGAUCUCAACUUGAACGGACCAAAGACAACAGGCGACGUUGAGCUUCCCUGCACAGAAUUAAUGCAGGUGGAGACGGAGGCGACCGGGGGGGAAGUUGGGGUCGAGGUCGAGUUCCCGCAGGCAACCGCCGUUACGAAUGUCGAGGUGCCCAGCGCUGAUGCUGCUGUCUAAGAAAUUUCAUUUUUUUGGCUGUCUCUUCUAAUUCUAUAAAGACCAUUUGUUUUUUCAAUGUUUCCAGUUCUUGUUUUAUUUUCCCAUUAGUUGGCUCCUGUUUUAGUUUUUUCUCAUUUAUACUGAUUUCUUCAUUUCUCUUAUUUUUGAUUUUAUUUUUCUGGGCAUUUUGUUGGAUGAAAUGUCCACGCAUGAAUGCUUUACUCGCAUCCCAGACUACUUGUAGAGGGACGUCAGUUGUAUUGUUUAUUUCAAAAUACUCCUUGAGAUUUUUUUUUAUUUUUUAUAUCUUCUUCUGAUUUGAUAAGAUUUCCAUUUAAUCUCCAAUUAAAAUUCUUAGUGUCUUAUUAAUUGUAAAUUCUAUAGGGCAGUGGUCCGAAGGAAGGAUAUAUUUCUCAUUUAUAUAUAAUACUAUAUAAUUAAUAUAAUUUCUCAUUUAUAUAUAAUACUACCCCCAGAGGAGUUUUCAAAGGGAUGGGACACAUUUUUUCUUCUUCUUCUUCGACAGUUACUUUAUUCCUUUCCAUCCAUCAGAUCUCUUUCAAGAGUAACAAAUAUAUUUCGGUUUCUUUUUUUAAAAUGUUUUUAUUAAGUGCUUUUAAGCAUAAAAAGAGUGAGAACAAUAAUAAGAAAAGAAAGUGAAAAGGAGGGGGUGGUAUUAAAAAAAGAGAGAGAGAAAAAACAUUUAAAAAGUAUAAAAACAAAAAAGAUUAAAAAAGAUAAAAAAUAAAAGAAAAAAAGUUGUACUUCCCGUCUUUUCUUCUAAGUGAUAAGUUAUUUUAUACUUAUUGUCUUUUAUAUAUCCACUCCGUCUGUAUAUCUCUAUAAAACAUUUCUCUUGUUCUAUGAAAGUUGUCAAUAAUGUUCAGUCUGUUUCUUUUGUUGGUUUGCCUUGGUGUGUUUUUAGGUAGUAGAAUGUCAGAAUGUCCAUAUUUUUUAUGUCCAAUAUCUUUAGAAUCCAUUCUUCUUUGGUUAGUAUUUCUGUUGACUUCCACUUCUUUGUAUAUACUAUUCUGGCUGCUGUUACAAAGUAAUUAAAUAAAAUCUCUUGUUUCUU